AUCGUUCAUUGCCCGUGGUCCAACUGCGUAGUCCAACUACCAGUCCAGGACCAGGGGCAAAAAACUUAACGUGACUGUGAACUGUGACCCUUCUGGAAACGGUCUUGUAGUGUGACAUUCGAUUAAUUUUAAAUCGAUUCUCUACUGAUAAAAUACAUAUUCAUAUAAUUACCGGUAACGGUAAAUAUAAUUUAGAACAACACUAGCAAAUCAAAUACGCAGUUUUCUUUCUUUGUUUGCGUGUGAGUGAUUAAUUUGAAGUUGAUGCUGUGACGCAGGAAACAUAUUCGUGUUUUGAUAAUACUGUAUUUUGUUUACAUCGCAUUGGGCAAUGGCUGAAGCGCCGCCUAGCGAGCCAAUGCCCUGCUCCAGUGAGAGCACGGAGCCCAUGCUGGAAACGGAGGCCGCCGACACAAAAGAUGACGAGGGCCCAUCUGCUAAGAAGCGUAAAAUGAUCUCGGAGAGAGAGACCUCGGACAAACUUGAGCACAGACUGGGAGGAAUUUUGUGCUGCGCCGUGUGCCUGGACCUGCCCCAGGCGGCCGUCUACCAGGUAUUCUUAAAACAGCUGAUAUUGUCACGCGCUCAUCAGCUGUUUUGCCAAAUAUUUUCACUGGCUUUCAUUACCUGUGUUCAUAAAUCACAAUUGAAUUGGCCAAUGUAUGGAUGUACACAGAAACAGCGGCGCCGGUCCCCGCGGUCCCCCCGGUCCCCCGGCCGCCCGGCCCCACUGACCGCGCCGCUUCGCAGGCUGACGGGCUGCCAGUUCGCGGUCAUCGGCUGCGGCUGGCGCGGGCCGGCGCACGAGGCGCGCGCGCACGAGGCGCAGUGCGCGCACCCGCUGCGCUCGGCCGCCGACGUCGUGCCCGUGCUGGCCGAGCGCGACGCGCAGCGCGGCCGCGCCAGCGCCGUCUACACGCAGCUCUUCGAGCUCUUCUCCUACGAGAAGAUCACCAUCAACGACCUGCAGCUCAAGCCCUACCGGACGGAGGAGUUCGUGCACAAGCUGUACUACGAGACGUCGCGCUUCUCCGCCUUCGGCCAGCAGUGGGUGGUGAAGGCGUUCAUCAACAAGAACCAGAGGGACCCCACGCAGAGCUCGCAGCGGGAGAUCACGUACCAGCUCAUCCUGAAGAGCAAGUCCAUGGCGGCGCUGGGGCUGCAGUGGGUGUGGCUGCGCGGGCCCUACGGCGAGGCCGCGGUGCGCGCGCGCAUCGCGCACCACACCUUCAGCGAGGACGCGGCCGACGCGCCGCCGCUGCCGCUGCCGCUGCUGGACGCCGCCGACACCAACCGCCUGCUCUCCAACAAGGCCAUCCACUUCAGGCUGAUCAUGUUCCUGACGUCCAAGUGAUCCGCGUCGAGCGACGGGCUUCUGCUGCGAUCGCUCGCUACCAAAGACCGACGCGACACCUUCUGCACACCUCGCUCUCCUACUGCGUACAUUUGCUGCAAUUUAUCAAUUACGCACCGGCCGAGGAAUACCGAAACGACGUCUUCUAAAGUUUGUUGCGACGUCACUGCGAUUGAACGGCCACGCGACCGAUCCUACGUGGCGGGACGCCUAGCGACUUUCUAUCCAAGAAUCGGCUCGGCAAUUCCUGUAGAAUCAUCUCUAUGCCAAAUUACUGAGUAACUCUGAAAAUGAAAACUGGCUUAUGUCGCGGGCGUUACGGUCGGAUUGAAUUUUCAACAUUUCUUUUAGCCUAAUUAAAAAGGCGGUCGUAAAUUUUGGUGGGACGUGGCAAGUGUUUGAGAUUAUAUUAUUGAGUACAAAGUUAGAUUUAUCAGGAGUCGGUAGCCGUAAGCGUGGCCGUGACGUGAUUUAGGUUAAAUUAGAGUAGUUUUUGGCUAAAACACUACUUACACUUUUACAAUGUAGGCAGGGCACUCAGCAUGGGGCGUUUGCUAGAGAAGGAUGCAGUUAUACAAUAGAGAUUUUACUUUCAAUGCCGUGGAAGGCGAUUGUCCUGUUAACAAACGGGGAGACCAAGUAAUGGCUGUAUCAUUAUUGCCAACAUAACGAAAAUAUUGGGGACCGCCAUCGCCAGUUCCCAUUCCCAUUUGGGAAUAUUUGAGGAAUAUCGUAAAAAUAGUACCUUUUUCAGAUUGAUCUGCUACAAUAAGAUAAUGCUAACAAAGCUAGUGAUAACAUUGUGUUGACAACUCGAAAUUUAGGUCUAUAGGAGUUUUUAUUAACUUAUUCUUUAAAAUAGACAUAAUAAUGCAAGUUAUUUGAUUAAUCAUUGAUCAUGUGUGGGGAUGUACAUGUUUGAUCCCAUAUUGAUCACGUUGUGUGUGUGUAUGUGUGUGAGUGCGCGUGCGCGUGUGAUCGACUGACGAGUUUCACGGCCAAAACACGUUAGUACGAAGACUCUUGACAGAAUGGUCAAAUAAUCGAUUAUUCAAUAUAACGAAUGUUCAUUAGGUCGAACUUCACUUAGUCGAACGUUCAGCACAUUGAUGGUUUACUACGUCCAUUAUUUAUUAGGUCGAUGGUUCAUUGGUGCGAAAAUGAUAGAUUUUAUUAUAAAAAAAAAUUGGUAUGUUACAAGGGAGUGACAUAUUUUAUUUAUUAUCUAAACAUAUUUUUCAAAUAAUCCUUUGAAUACAUAUUUUUGCUCAUAAAGCGACAUAACUCACAUUUAUUUGAUUAUUAUUAAGACCUUUAGAAAUGUACCUUCCUAAUUAUGUAAGAUUUUUUUUUCUUAAUUAGGAAGUUUUUAUUUCAGUAACAAUAUGUAUUUUUAGACGUAUCUUUUAAUACAAGAAAAUACCUUAAAUUAAUCCAGUAACGUGGACAUUAAUGAACCAUCGCACAAUCAAUCUGUCAUAUAAACGUUAUUGGUAAUUGAAUAAUAGCAUUGACCUACCAAUAAAAUCGUCUUUACGAAUAAAAAGAAUAAUAGACAUAUUGCACUUAUGGGUUUCGUCCUGACGUAGGAAACCCAACGGCGACGUUGACAGACCUUAUUACCAACUCUUUCUCUCUUGUAUUAAUUUAAAAGUCCACGAUGUAUCAAUCCAUAAUUACCUUCUCACUACUGUACAAACUACUUAGGUCAAGGGAAACUUAGAGAAAAAUAUUGAACCUGGCGGAAUAUUAAUUUACAUUUAUUGAUCUCGGCGCCAUCGACAGUAGCAGACAGAAAUUUGCAAUUCAUGGA
Messenger RNA from Hyposmocoma kahamanoa, 3167 nucleotides. Its product is annotated as cysteine and histidine-rich protein 1 homolog. The coding region runs from base 332 to 1354 and encodes 340 amino acids. The record is from RefSeq and is a predicted model, not a curated record. Gene Ontology annotation, cellular component: nucleus. The transcript is spliced from 6 exons. NCBI's taxonomy places the organism in Eukaryota, Metazoa, Arthropoda, Insecta, Lepidoptera, Cosmopterigidae.